CUUUUUUCGUACGAGGAAAAAACAAAAACCGGCGCUGAUUUUGAACUUAGUAAAGGAAUGUGAAAACUUUAGCUGGUGUGGCUGUGUCCCCGCUGUGCUCACAAACUAGAAGAUACCUACUUAAUUACGUUGGACGCUGGUACAGUACAUGCCCACCUGACUACAGUGGAUUGCACAGGCUGCAGUUAGACACAAUGGAGCUGUCUGUGGGGAACCUGUACAACCAGUUUAUGAGUCUCAAAGCUCAACUGGACGGUCUGAAAGACAGCAUCGAGCCACAGUUCCUCCAGGUAGCUGUGAAUUUUGAGGAAUGUCGUAAGAAAUGGCUGAUGGCUGGUGAAGAGCUGGUUUCCUGUAAAGAAAUGCUGGCAAAAGCAGAAACAGAAAAGGGAUCCCUAGAGGUCAAACUCAAACAUGCUCGAAACCAGGUGGACGUAGAGAUUCAACGGCGGCAGAAGGCAGAGGCGGUCUACGAAAAAUUUGAGCGGCAGCUGCAGCUGAUCCGGGACAUGCUGAUCUCAGAGAAUAAUGGCAACAGUCUCCUUUUAAGUGAGGAACAACGGUCAGCCCUGGCCUUUCUCAACACCCAUUCCCAGGUAGCACAAGCAGCAAGAUCCAGCCGCAGGUCCAGCCGAAGAUUAACUAGAAUUGAUGAAUCUGCAUCUUUGCUGUCAGAUAUCAGCUAUGACCAAACAGAUGACUCUUUGGACUGGGAUUCCUCAGUGAUGAAGAAUGUGAGACUGCGCAAACGGCAGAAACGACGCUCUUCAAGAAAGAUCUCAGAUGUUCCUUCAGUGGCAGUAAAGAAGCACUGCUCCACUGGACAAGCAUCAGAUAAGAUGAACGAGUCGAUUGUGGCUAAAACAACCAUCACUGUGCCUACAAACGGUGGCACUGUCGAGGCCGUUGCCACUAUUGAAACUGUGCCUUACAGGAUGCGCAGCAGAAAGAGGAGUGUGAUGGGAGACACAACCACUACUGAUCAGUCAGAAAGUGUUAGUGAGGCUCCCGGCACACAAGUCUCAGACGUUCCGACCAAACUCCAAACUCUAAGGACAAAAGGAGGAAAGAAGCACCACUUCGCCCCCAAAACUGUGAUCAGGUCUGAGUUCUGUGGGCCGUGUGGAAAAAGAACAAAGUUUGGAAAAGUUUAUCUUCGCUGCCAGGACUGCAGGAUCGUGUCUCACCCAGAGUGUCGUGAGAACUGUCCCCUGCCCUGUAAUCCCACAGCUCUCAGUACUCCCAACAGGAGCACAGAGGCCACCCUGGCUGAUUUUGCUCCAGUUACGCCUCCAAUGAUCCCAGCUUUGGUCAUCUACUGCAUCAAAGAGAUCGAACAAAGAGGUCUUCAUGAGGUUGGCCUGUACAGAGUCUCCGGUCAUGAGCGCGUGGUUAAAGAGCUGAAGGAGAAGCUCAUUCGAGGAAAGACUCUGCCUUCACUUAACAAAGUGGAGGACAUUAAUGUCAUCGCAGGCGUCCUCAAGGACUUCCUCAGAAAUCUGCCAGAGCCGCUGCUCACAUUCCAGCUCAACAAAGCCUUCAUGGAGGCAGUGGAGAUCCAGGAUGAUGGCAACUGUCUUGCCAUGUUGUAUCAUGUCGUCAGCGAGCUGCCUCAGCCCAACAGAGACACUCUGGCCUGCCUGAUGAUCCACCUGCAAAAGGUGUCUCAGAGUGUGCAUACCAAGAUGGACAUAAAGAAUCUGGCCAGGGUGUUUGGCCCCACCCUGGUGGGCCAUGCUGUCCCCGAUCCAGACCCCAUGACGAUACUGAAUGACACCAGCAGGCAACCAAGGGUGGUGGAGCUCUUGCUCAGUAUUCCACAGAGCUACUGGAGCCGGUUUGCUCAUCCAGACAACAUCAAGAUGGAAGCAGAUUUUCACUCUCCAGACAACAAAGGGAGCUUACUGGGACCAGUGACAACUCCAGAGCAACAGAUGAUGUCCAAAACACCUUCCUCCAGCUCUUUGUCUCAGCGGGUGAAGCAGACUCUGUCCAGCACCACCAUAUUUGGAAGCAAGAGCAAAGCAACAUCUGCCUCUUAUCAGCAGGGAAGCUUCUCUCCUUCUCCACAGCUGAAGUAAAGGCAGAAAGAUUCUCCUGGAUGUUACAGCCAUAACCAAAUAUAUCUUUCUAUAACCAUGUGGGAAAAGUAAUGUGCAAUUAUAAAAUGGAAACAUUUUCAUAUAAUCUUUCAUUUAAAUGUUUCCUUUGUGUUUAAUUUUUUUCACUCACAAAUACUAGAAGUUUUUUCUUGUUUGAUCACCACUUUAUUACUGACCACCUCUGUUACUACUGUGUAUUACAAAAGACGUAAAGCUUUUAAUAACAACGCAACCAUGAAAAACAAACCGAGAAUAUCAACGUCUCUGAAAAUGUCAAUUUACUGGAUUUACUGAAUGUGAUCUUUUACGAGUUACAACUCCACCUCGCUCAAAGAACUUUAAAACAUUAAAAUGUAUUUAUUAUUGGCCAGUCUUUGGUUGCUUUAUAAUUUUAUAACAUCUUUACUAUAUUUUUAAUAUUGACAUGCUCUGAUGUCACAACAACCUUUAUCCUGUCAUCAUGUUCUGAUCCCAUGAGAAUGAUUUGGGAAAAUGCUGCAUUUUGCACUCCUUCAAUAAUGUAAUCAUCACGUGCACCACUAGAGGGUGAUGUUGUACCAGAUUUGACGUGCAACCCGAGCCUUCCAAGUUCCUGACUUUAAAGAGCAAGUCACCCCCAAAUCAACUUUUUUUUGCUGAUAAACUAAAUAUACGAGUGUCUAAUCGUGCUGCAGACACGUGUCGUCAAUAAUUUGGCACUUCAGUGCAUCUUAGUUAAAAUUUAAAUAUUCUGCCUAAAACUGGCAGUGUUGUGCCGUUGUCAGGUAAAAACUCUGCACCGUAUUCUAACUUAAAUCUGCCACCGCUAUUGGCUAAGAGGUAUGCUAUGAUGUCAUCUGGUACAUUAUGAUGUCACAAUGCUGUCGUGAGCCUGUGUGUGUGUGUGUAUUUGUUAGCAGCUCCGCCUUCUCGGUCUGCCAGGCAACAGCAUUUGUUGCAUUUUUCAAAAUGAAGUGGGAGUGGAGUUAGAAUCUGGUAGGGGUUGACUUGCUCUUUAACACAAACGGCUCUUCUAACCAGACUGUUAGAGAUCUGAUGGGACUCUUUAUUGUUUGAGCUCAACGAAAACCUGGAUCUGCUUCCAUUUAACGUGAAUACUGAAGAAAAGUCUAUUUAUGUAAUACUAAUAAAAGAGCCAAAACAUUAAUCUGCAGGGAAAAUCAGUUCUGAUCUCAUCUCAUUUAGCAUAUCUAGGGCAUUUUAUACUAAUUUUGAAUAUUUGAAUGUGUUUCUAACAGGUAAUACACUACUGACAGCAGUGUUAGAACUAACCUUUCUGUUGUGGCAUUGUUUUCUAAAGAUCUUAUGCUUUUUUUAUACCACUAUUGUGAUUAACUCAACCUUCUAUACUUUCACAGAAAACCUUGAGGCUGAUAUGUUCGACUUUGUUUAAAUGACAUUAAAAAAAUUCCUGGUGAGCUGAAUAAACAUUUAAAUAUGG
Molecule: messenger RNA, 3543 nt
Organism: Nothobranchius furzeri (turquoise killifish)
Lineage: Eukaryota; Metazoa; Chordata; Actinopteri; Cyprinodontiformes; Nothobranchiidae
Product: rac GTPase-activating protein 1
Biological process (GO): mitotic spindle midzone assembly; Rho protein signal transduction; mitotic cytokinesis
Cellular component (GO): nucleus; spindle midzone; midbody
Molecular function (GO): GTPase activator activity
Source: RefSeq, a predicted model, not a curated record